This is a messenger RNA of Amaranthus tricolor (Joseph's coat), 2821 nucleotides long. Its product is annotated as mitochondrial intermediate peptidase, mitochondrial. Gene Ontology annotation, biological process: proteolysis; peptide metabolic process. Gene Ontology annotation, molecular function: metalloendopeptidase activity. NCBI's taxonomy places the organism in Eukaryota, Viridiplantae, Streptophyta, Magnoliopsida, Caryophyllales, Amaranthaceae. The coding region runs from base 118 to 2244 and encodes 708 amino acids. The transcript is spliced from 17 exons. The record is from RefSeq and is a predicted model, not a curated record.
CAAAGACUGAAGGAAGUAAACUAAAAAUUUGUUGACCACUUUACCCGCAUUUUGCAUUCAUCGUUCAAGUUCGCUCCGCCCCUUCUGCAACUUAUUUUCCCCUAAGAAACCUCAAAAAUGGCGGCACUAAUAACUUCUCAUUGCAGAAAAAUCUUCCGAUCAAAACAUUACUUUCCCAACAUCCAAUUUUUCCGAACAUCAGCAGCUACAGCAGAUAUUAAAGAGACCGGUCUCUACAAUUUUCCUCAUUUGAAAACUGCCAACGGUUUCCAGCGUUUCGUUGAUGAUGCAAUCGAAAGGUCUGGAGAACUUAUUUAUUACAUUUCUACUAUGCCUUCGUCUACUGAAAUUAUACGCGCUAUGGAUGAGAUUUCUGAUACUGUUUGUUCAGUGGUGGACUCGGCUGAGUUAUGUAGACAUACUCAUCCUGACAGAGAAUUUGUAGAGCAAGCUAAUAUUGCUUCCUUGAGAAUGGAUGAAUAUCUACAUUAUUUGAAUACAAAUUAUAAUUUAUAUAAUGCUGUGAUGAAAGCUGAGCGAGAAGGCAAGGUCCUUAGUAAAGAAACUCAACGGGCAGCUCAUUAUUUACGUGUUGACUUUGAGAAGGGAGGCAUCCAUCUCUGCAGUGAAAAAUUACAACGAGUUAAUCAGCUCAAUGUGGACAUUGCUCAACUAUGCCGCAAGUUUAAUGCAAACAUUGUGGAUGACCCUGGUUAUGUGGACAUAUAUCCUACUAUCCGUAUUCCAAAACGUUUGCAUCAUCUCGGUAGGCCUAUUUAUCGUCCUGCUGGAUUGCCAAGAUUAGGGCUGGAUAUGAAAGAAAAGGGAUACCGACUUGGUUUAGAUCCAGUGUCUCUAAGUUCUAUUUUACAGUGGGCAUCAGAUGCAGAGGUAAGAAAACUUGCGUAUAUUCGAGGAAAUUCUGUACCUCUUGCAAAUCUCGAUGUACUUGACAAACUCAUAGCUGCUCGUCAUGAACUGGCACAGAUAAUGGGUUAUAAGUCUUAUGCUGAGUUUGCAACGCGCCCAAACAUGGCUUCUUCAGCGGAUGUUGUGAUGUCUUUUCUGUUGGAGUUGAGCAGCAUGGUCAGGCCUAAAGCUGAUGAGGAAUUUGAAAGACUAAGGGAUUACAAGCGUGCAAAGACUGGUGAAAUGUCUGAGGAUCUGGAGCCUUGGGAUGAGACAUACUUCUCUGCAAUGAUGAAGGCUUCUAACUUUGACUUGGAUGCUUCAGUAAUUGCAUCCUACUUUCCUCUGCUACAAUGUAUUGAGGGUUUGAAAUUACUCGUGGAGUCAUUGUUUGGUGCAACAUUUCACAAUAUCCCUCUUGCCCCAGGUGAAUCAUGGCAUCCGGAUGUUCUUAAAAUGUCACUUCAUCAUCCUGACGAGGGUGAUUUGGGGUACUUGUACCUCGACUUGUAUUCUAGAAAGGACAAAUAUCCGGGUUGCGCUCACUUUGCAAUUAAAGGAGGGCGACGGAUUUCAGAAGCAGAAUACCAACUUCCUGUUGUGGCCCUCAUUUGUAAUUUUUCAAAUUCGAGUGAUCCAUCAACAGCAAGGCUUAACCAUGGGGAAGUAGAAACACUGUUCCAUGAAUUUGGACAUGCUCUGCAUUCACUGUUAUCUAGGACAGAAUACCAACAUUUUUCAGGAACCAGGGUGGCAUUGGAUUUGGCCGAAACUCCUUCAAAUCUUAUUGAGUACUACGCUUGGGAUUACCGAGUUCUGAAGACAUUUGCUAAACAUUAUUCAACUGGUGAAGUCAUACCUAAAAAAUUGGUGGAUUCAAUGCAAGCUGCAAAGAUGAUGUUUGCUGCCACUGAAUUGCAGCGGCAGAUCUUUUAUGCUAUGAUUGAUCAAAAGCUUUUCGGUGAACAAGAUUCUCCUCCAAAAGAUACUAUUUCAAUUGUGGCAGAUUUGAAAAGACAAUAUACUAGUUAUAAGCAAGUUGAAGGAACACACUGGCACACCCGGUUUAGCCACUUGCUAAAUUACGGUGGAGGCUAUUAUAGCUAUUUGUAUGCGAAAUGUCUUGCUUCAACCAUAUGGAAAAAUGUAUGCGAAGAGGAUCCCCUUUCUCUAGAAACUGGGACUGCGCUUCGAAGCAAGUUUUUAGAACAUGGGGGUGCUGUGGAACCAGUUGAACUAUUGAAUGAUCUAGUUGGGGAUGGUAGUAUAAGAUAUUCCAAUGGAGGUGUGAUCCCUGAUAUCCGAGCUCUCUCGGAAGAGAUGAAGCUAACCUGAAUUGCGGGAAUAUCUCUGUGUGACUUGAAGAAAUGGCAAGAGGGGGAGCGAUUCUAUGUUCCCACAUUUGAGUUGUUUCUCCUUCAUAAGACCCGUUGGUGGCAGAUCCAGAGUGAUUAUUCUUUGAGAAGCGGGCAUGUGUAUGGUUUUGUUUUGGCAGGAAAAGGGGGAAAGAAACCCACAAAGACCAUUCAGGACGGCUAAAGCUCAGGACUAUUCUCGCUAUGGUUUUGGGUUCAACUGACAGAAUGAUGCAGCUAUAGUGGUGUUUCUGUCAUCACAUUGUUGAAUGAUGCAGCUAUAGUGGUUCUGUCGACCAUAUUUGUUACUAAUGUAUUUAUUUGAUAGUGAUGUUUUCCGCUAAUGAAUAUUCUAUCAGAUCAAUUUCAGUUGCGUAGGAAAUUUCUCAAGGACUGUUGUCUGAAAUUCAUUGUAUCGAAAUGAAUAAUGAUUUUGAGAAAAUAUUCUUUUCAUUUAAUUAUGUUGAUGUUUGACAUGAAUAAUUUGUGUGUACAAUAUCAGCUGUAAUGUUAAUACUCAUUAAGAAUAAAUGAUUGAUUUAUGAUAUUGGACGUAA